AUGUUCUUUUCAAAACCCGUCAACCCAAACACGACGCCAUGGCCUGAGCAUAUGCCUUACGAUGCCCAGGCGGUAGAAGUACCUGGCACGAAGCGCCCCGGUCAAACCGCCCACUACCGUAAUGGCGUUUUUGGGCUCAUCAACGAGAACUCGCCUGGAGCCAUUCUAACUUUGCCUGAGGUGUUCGCGUAUGGUAUCAGUAUGGGCAAGGAUCGACCAUAUCUCGGUCACCGGCCUUUGGUCUCAUCAAACCCUCUCAAGUUCGCCGACCAUUAUGUCUGGCAAACUUACGCCGAAGUUGAUAUCCGAAGACGCCGCUUGGGCAGCGCGUUGCGAUAUCUUUUCGACACCGGAGUCCUAGGGGGAGCUGACUUAGACACUGUCGGAAUUUGGUCAAUAAAUAGGCCAGAAUGGCAGAUUGUCGAUCUUUCACUCCACGCGUACCGUUUGGUUGGCGUAAGUUUGUAUGACACGCUCGGAAGAGAUGCCGUCGGUACCACCAAUCACGCUCAAUGCACGGUUGUCUUCACCACGUUCUCCCAUGUCUCCGAUUUGCUCAAAAUGGCCUCCAAAUUGCCAAACGUCAAGCUUAUCGUUUCUUUGGACAACCUGACUCCCGAAGCCCGACAGGUGGUAUCUUCCUGGGGAGAUGCUGUUGGCAUCCAAGUUAAGGAUUUGAGCGACAUGGAGAAGCUGGGUGAAGCCCACCUUACCGAUAUUCUCAAGCCAGAUCCCAACUCCGUCGCGUCCAUCUGCUAUACUUCUGGCACCACCAGCAACCCAAAGGGUGCCCUCCUGUCCCAUAGAAAUCUCGCAAUGAGCGUCUUCUCCAACCUCUUUGGCCUCACUAUUCAGCAAGAUGGCUGCGCACUCUCAUACCUUCCCUUGGCCCACAUCUACGAGCGUCUUGUCGAACUUUCGACCACUGCUGUUGGCGGGAAAAUCGGUUAUUUCACAGGCGACCCACUCCGUCUUCUCGAAGAUGCUCAAGUCUUGAAGCCAAACUUCUUCCCCGCCGUUCCCCGUGUUCUGAACAGAGUCAGCCAAGCAGCCGCAGUGGCAGGCAAAGCACCCGGUCUUAAGGGUGCGCUUUUCAGGAAGGCCGUUCAAGUCAAGCUGGACCGACUAGUCAAGACGGGAAUUAACACCCAUCCAUUCUGGGACAGACUCGUUUUCUCCAAGGUUACUGCUGUCCUUGGUGGUAAUCUGGAGUUGAUCACCACAGGUUCUGCGCCUACUAGCGUGGAGGAGAUGAACUUCCUUCGCAUCUUGUUGUGUUGUGAACUGAGUGAGGGUUACGGAAUGACUGAGAACACUGCGACUUGUUGCAAGACUUGGCCAAAUGACCCUCACUCCAGCGGGACCGUUGGUGCUCCACAUCCACUUAACGAAGUUAAGCUUGUCGAUGUGCCAGAAAUGGGAUACACAUCUAGCGACCAGCCAAACCCUCGGGGAGAAAUUUGCACGCGCGGACUCAACGGUUUCUCUGGGUACUACAAAGAUGAAAAGAACACGAAAGAAACCUUGGACUCGGAGGGUUGGUUGCAUACCGGCGACGUCGGCGAAAUCGACCAAGCGGGUCGCCUAAAAAUCAUUGACCGUGUCAAGAACAUCAUGAAGCUCUCUCAAGGCGAAUACGUUGCCCUCGAAAAGAUCGAGAAUCUUUACGGAAACUCACCCCUGGUUCAACAAAUCUACGUGCAUGGCGAUUCGCUGCAGUCCUAUCUCUUGGCCGUUGUUGUACCUGACCCCAUCGUAUUUGCGGAGCUUGUGAGUGGUGUUCUGGGCAAGAAAGUUACUGCGGAGGAUGCAGAUGUUCUGCAAAGAGCAUGCGAGGACGAAAGAGUCGUCAAGAAGGUAUUCGAGGCAUUGGCCGUUGAGGCGAAGAAGAGUGGAUUGAAAGGGUUCGAGGCCGUUAAGCGUAUACAUGUCUGCAUGGAUCUGUUCUCCAUCGAGGAGGGCACUCUCACGCCCACGUUCAAACUUCGCCGCCGGGAUGCAUAUGCGAAGUUCAAGACAAGACUAGAUGCACUCUAUGCCCUUGGAGAGCCGUCUUCGAGCCGGCUUUAA
Molecule: messenger RNA, 2070 nt
Organism: Pleurotus ostreatus (oyster mushroom)
Lineage: Eukaryota; Fungi; Basidiomycota; Agaricomycetes; Agaricales; Pleurotaceae
Exons: 12
Coding region: 1-2070 (689 amino acids)
Biological process (GO): long-chain fatty acid metabolic process
Cellular component (GO): membrane; endoplasmic reticulum
Molecular function (GO): long-chain fatty acid-CoA ligase activity
Source: RefSeq, a predicted model, not a curated record